Camellia sinensis is the source of this 951-nucleotide messenger RNA. The record is from RefSeq and is a predicted model, not a curated record. Lineage: Eukaryota; Viridiplantae; Streptophyta; Magnoliopsida; Ericales; Theaceae.
UUUAUUUAGAUCUGUAUUUGUUCAUUGCACUCAAUGUUGUUUAUGCUUUUCUUUUGGCCUUGAUAUAUUAUCACUUCUAAGACUGCAAGUUUGUACAAUGUUUCAUUAAAUUAGAGCGAGUACUACUCCUGUGAUGCAACUUAUCACAACUGGCUGAAAGUUGAGUUAGAGAAUGUGGAAGUUUCUCCCCUUGAAUUGUCAGUUGAGGAAAAGCAAAGAGCGAUUGCAGCAGCUAAGGAAACACUAAAUUCAUCAUUUUCACUGCUCUUAAGAAAAGAAAAUCCAUGGUUGGUUCCCACUGAAGAUCAUGUUUAUGAAUCAGUAGAACCUUUGUUCCUAGAAUUGCAUGCCAUUGCAAUGCUUGGUUUGCCUUCUGGUGAAUGUAUGUGCCCGGAUGCCACCUUGUGUGCAACACUACUGAGUGCCCUUUAUUCUUCAAUAAGCGAGGAAGUUGUCUUAAAUCGCCAGCUCAUGGUGAGCGUCUCUAUCUCAUCAGCAGACAAUUACUGCAUUGAGGUUGUUCUUCGUUGCUUGGCAACAGACGGUGAUGGACUUGGUCCACAUGCACUUAAUGAUGGUGGUAUUCUUGCUACAGUGAUUGCUGCUGGCUUUAAAGGAGAGCUUGCUCGAUUUCAAGCUGGUGUAACAAUGGAGAUCUUACGAUUAGAUGCCUGGUAUUCAAGCAAAGAUGGUUCUCCGGAAGGCCCAGCUACAUACAUCGUGCGGGGCCUUCGUCGAAGGUGUUGCAUUCCAGAAGUUAUUCUUAGAUGUAUGCAGGCUUCUAUUUCGCUCAUGGAGUUGGGCAAUCCACCUGAAAGCCAUGAUGAGCUAAUUGAACUAGUUGCAUCGCCUGAAACUGGGUUUCUCCAUUUAUUUAGUCAGCAGCAAUUGCAGAAAUUUUUAUUAUUAGAGAGAGAAUACUGGAUAUGCAAAUUGGAGCUUGGAGAUUAA